UGUCAAUUAGAAUUUGUGUCAAUGGCAAGUAUUUGUGAUCAGAACAUGCGAUUAAUAAUAAUUAGUAUUUAAAACGAGAAUUAUUUUUCGUUUACAAUGGGAUACCUACUUGGAUGUGGGAUUUGCUGUUCUCUGAUAAGCGUGUGGGGUAUAAUUCAAUUGACCCUCAUGGGGAUAUUUUAUUACGUAGAAGCUGUCACCCUCUUAGAAGAUGUAGAGGCGGAAGAAUAUGAUGAUUAUGAGGAUUACAUUCAUAAGACCGAACACAAUUACGCCGCAGUUGCCCGUAACUGCUGGAUUGCUGCAGCCAUAUAUUUGGUUUUCCUCGCUCUUUCCUACACUUGUAUAAUUAAAGCAAGGUCGCGAAAAAAGAAAGAAGAUCUGAAGUUACAAGAUGACGAUUAUGUUUGUGCUCCGAAACCGCCGCCCAAGAAAAAGGAAAGAAAGGAAAAAGCUAGAAAAUAAACAAUUUAAUGUAAUAAUUAUGCAUUUGAAGUAAUUAAUUAUACUAGGAAUAUUUAAUUUACAAUCGUUACAAGAAUUAGGAUGUAAUUAAAAGUUUGAUAGCCAAUUUUCCUACGAAUUACAGAAGUUCCUAUGUAGGUUGGCAGGCAGGUCAGAGAACGAAAUAAAAUGCAUU
This is a messenger RNA of Helicoverpa armigera (cotton bollworm), 640 nucleotides long. RefSeq names its product ribonuclease kappa. NCBI's taxonomy places the organism in Eukaryota, Metazoa, Arthropoda, Insecta, Lepidoptera, Noctuidae. The record is from RefSeq and is a predicted model, not a curated record. The coding region runs from base 97 to 465 and encodes 122 amino acids. The transcript is spliced from 4 exons. Gene Ontology annotation, molecular function: RNA endonuclease activity. Gene Ontology annotation, biological process: nucleic acid metabolic process.